Messenger RNA from Drosophila takahashii, 2070 nucleotides. RefSeq names its product Serpin 100A (gene Spn100A). Gene Ontology annotation, molecular function: serine-type endopeptidase inhibitor activity. NCBI's taxonomy places the organism in Eukaryota, Metazoa, Arthropoda, Insecta, Diptera, Drosophilidae. The record is from RefSeq and is a predicted model, not a curated record.
UGUCGUCACCAUGAAAGCGGUUCUCUGCGCGAUUUUCGUCACUCUGCUGGCCACUUUGGGUCGUGGUCUGCCCACCUUGAAGGAGGAUGGCCCUCAGGGAUCCUUUGCCGGCCAGGUUUCCCAGCAGAUUGCUCUGCAGCUGCUGAAGUUCAACAAGGACAUCGAUGCCAACCAGGUGCAUUCCCCUCUAGGAGUCGCCUCCAUCCUGGCCGUUUUGGCAGAGGCUUCUGAGGGGGAUACCUAUGCGGAGUUCCAGCAGGUCUUUGGUUAUCCCAAGGAUCGGGAUCAGCUGAGGGAGGCCUACAAGAGGAUUCUGGGAAGCUAUCAGAACAGGGAUGCUGCCGUGGCCCUUCCAUCUUUCCAGACCUGGCUGUACAUCUACAGGAAUCAUAGUGUUAAGGAGAACUUUAAGGAUAUCCUCGAGAAACACUACUUUGUGGAUGUGAAGGAUAUCAACAGGCAGGAAUACGAUUGGAAUGAACCCAACACUUCACUGCAGCUCUCCGAGGAAAAGGAUAAUACCGAUUCCACAGAGGGAAGCACCGAACAAAGCAACAGCAAGGAUGUGAUUGGUUUCGAAACCCUGAAGAGGAUCAACCUGGAUGACGAGGACAUCCCUGCUAUUCCAGCUGAUGGCUAUGGCCAGGAAAUCAUCGACAAAGAGGCCUCCAAGUUCGAUCGCGACAUAGAUGACAAGCAGUAUGUGGAAAAACCAGUUGCCCAGGCUGAGGCCGAGUUGCUGCAAAGAGAACAAGAAGCCUUUACCACAGAAUCGGAGGCCCAGAACGAGGAAACCACCACUUUGGCUGGUGCUGUGGAAAAACAGGAAAAACCAGACAUGGCAGCCGAGGAAAAUCCAGCCGAGAAGCAGCAGAACAAGCGCAGCGACCAGGAGGAGAGCAGCCAGUUAAAGAACCUGGAGGAGAACGAGACGGUGCAGGAGGCGGAGAAGCUGGCCAAGAUCGGUGAGGCUCCGUUGGUGACCGCCGGUGAACCCGAGAAGGUGCGUCUGCCCCUCCAGAAGCUGGAAAAUGCCGUCAAGACGGUGGCCAAGGAUGGCGCCGACGAGAUUAUGCUCGCUUUAGAGUCGCACUUGGCUUCUGUUAGCAGGGUCUAUGGAGCCCGCAGUUUGUUCCGCCAGGACGACAUUGCCUCCGCCUUGAGUGCCAAUUCCAUCACGGGUCGCUCGGUGGGAUCCAAGUCCAAGAUGCUUCUGUUCAAUGGACUCUACUACCGCGGCAGCUGGGCGACUCCGUUUUACCAACUGAGGGACGGCAGCGAUGAGUUCUUCUUCAUGACCAACGAGGAUGCCAUGAAGGCACCGAUGAUGCAUGCCCGUGGCAAGUUCCAGGUGGCGGAUUUGCCCCAAGUCAAGGCUCGAGUUCUCAGUCUGCCCUAUGAGACGUCCCGCUACUCGCUGUGUAUUGUUUUACCCGAUGAGACGGAGGGUCUGAGCGAUGUGAUAUCGAAGCUGGAGACCAGUGAUUUCCUUUUAGCUCAAAAGCAGUUCCAAAUGAAGGAUCUCCAUGUGUCGCUGCCCAAGUUCCAGGUGGAGGAGACUUCCCGCUCGGAGGCGAUGCUCAAGCAGAUGGGUCUGAAGAAGGUCUUCUCGAGGACCGAAGCUCAGUUGGGUCUGCUUUCCGAGGAUUCCGACAUUCACGUCGAUGAGAUUGUGCAGUUUGUGAAUGUCCGCGUGGAUGAAGGUGGAAGUAGUGCCAAUUCCCUAUCGGCAGCCACCAUGCAGGCCAGGAAUCCCUCUCCCAGCCUGGAAUCCACCAUCUUGCCUGUUCCUGAACCCGAACCCGAACAGCCAGGCGUGGAACGCUUUGAAAUCAAUCGUCCCUUCGCCUAUUUCAUCGUCGACUGCCAGGAGCAAUUCGUCCUGGCCUCGGGUAAAAUCUACACGCCCGAGUUUAAGGAGGAUCUGCCCUCGGUUUCCGUCGAAGUCGAGCUGGAGCAGUCUUAGUCAUAAGUUUCGUAACGAAUUUUCACCGAUCCAUGCAAUAAACGUGCACACUUCAUUUUCACAAAAAGUAGAAACAACCGAAAAGCAAACUUUCCCAGCGCAAU